Molecule: messenger RNA, 1093 nt
Organism: Daphnia magna
Lineage: Eukaryota; Metazoa; Arthropoda; Branchiopoda; Diplostraca; Daphniidae
Exons: 2
Coding region: 620-1078 (152 amino acids)
Source: RefSeq, a predicted model, not a curated record
GCUGGGUACCAACUGCUACAAGCACCAUGAUAUGUCUCAACGACCUAAAAACAUCAGUGCCUUUACUUCAGCCCUGCACCGUAAGCUUCUAGUAUACAUUGUUGAAUAAUCGAUCGGAAAUAAUAACUAAUUCUAAAAGAUGACGCAAACAUAUACUUUUGACGUGAAAUGUUUGGCUGAUGCAUCCUGCUUCUUUUCCUUAAUUUUAUUGGCAACUUAAAUCGAGGGCCGGGCCAUCACCGUCUCAGAAAUGAUCGAUUUUCGAAAGCAUUUCUAAAGUAGCCAGAAAAGCCUAAGAAAAGGCGAAUCAAUCAAUCACAGGAGAAACUACCAUUUGAAUGGCGAAACGGUCAACUGGCACCCCAAUUGAGAAAGCUUUGACAAUCGAUUGGAAACUAUAGUAGUGGCUUAUUUAUGCAACGAAGCAAGUGCGUAUUAGUUGUGUAGGCUAAUCGUACUACGUUCAAAAUGCAUUAUAACAUGAUAACGAAAAUGUGUACAUCUUCACAAAGCUUGAUCUACUGAUAUAAAAGAGCGGCCGUGCCGUUUAUGAACACUAGUCAAUUACAGAACGAUUGACUGAAAAGGGUGAUCAGCAAAAUUUUGAGUUCCCGAUAGAAUGCACCUCUACUCGCUCAUUUGCGCCAUUUUCUGCAUCUUUGCUCUAGAAUGUCAUGGUCAACAAUACACCUUCAGAGAGGAUCCCGUGCUUCCUUAUUGUGGAGGCAGAGGAAGUAACCAGGUGGACGUCCGUGGCAACCGCAAUCAGCGCCGAGAAGCUGAAAGAAUUAUAGCAGCUUUUAAAGGAGAUUAUUUUGCGUGUAAAGAGAGAGCAGGAACACUCAUUAAAAACGAAAACGUUCGCAUCGACCUGCAAGACGCAGCUGGAGGGUUUGAAAGAGAUGGCAAACGUUGGCGUAAUUUACAACUGCAGAAAAAUGGACCUAGAACUGAGGGUUAUCCAUCCACUGUCGCUACGGUUUUGAUAGAGUGCAAUAAACCAUUUCCUAUCCGCCUGGUACGAAAAGCUUUUGUGGACAGCAUGACCAAAUGUGCUAUGAUUUGGUUGAGUCAAUAAAAAACAAAAAAAGUC